This is a messenger RNA of Capronia coronata CBS 617.96, 1023 nucleotides long. RefSeq names its product ribokinase. The coding region runs from base 1 to 1023 and encodes 340 amino acids. The record is from RefSeq and is a predicted model, not a curated record. Gene Ontology annotation, biological process: D-ribose metabolic process. NCBI's taxonomy places the organism in Eukaryota, Fungi, Ascomycota, Eurotiomycetes, Chaetothyriales, Herpotrichiellaceae. Gene Ontology annotation, molecular function: ribokinase activity. The transcript has a single exon.
AUGGCUCCUCAACCCGUGAUUCGAGUCAUUGGCUCGCUCAAUAUCGACUUUGUCACCAGAACACCACGGGUACCGGGGCCUGGAGAAACAUUACAAGCCACCUCCAUGACUGUACAUGCUGGAGGCAAAGGUGCGAACCAAGCAGUGGCAUGUGGCAAGGCAGCAUUCAUUUCCGAAACCACACAAGAUGUUACUGUCGACAUGAUCGGGGCUGUGGGCAAGGGUGAUCCGUAUUACACAUCUCUGCUCAAGCCGACGCUGGAAAAGAGCGGCGUGAGCGCCACAGGCGUGGAAGAGAUUGAGGGAGUGCAAACAGGCACUGCAACAAUCAUUGUGGACGAAGGCUCGAACGGGGAGAACAGGAUUUUGGUUGUGCCUGGGGCCAACCACCGUGUCAAUGACCUGAAGAAACUCAUGCCUAUUAUCAGUCGGGACGGCGAGCCCGAUGUGAUCGUCAUGCAGGGCGAGAUUCCUCGAAGCACAGUGCUGGCACUGCUGAAUGUCUUCAACUCAUCCGAAAAUCGAACCUGCGUCAUCUUCAACCCAGCUCCGGUCUUCCCGGAGGGUAUACCGAUAGCAGCGCUGGCAGGCCUGGCUGUGCUGGUGGUCAAUGAGACGGAGUGUUUGCUGCUCUUCAAAGUGGUGGAAGAACUGAACAGCAUCCAAGUGCCUGAUGAAGGUGACUUGGAAGAGUCACAUCUUGAUCGACUCACGAAACAUCUGCAUGACCUCGCGGGCAUCUCAAUAGUCGUGGUGACUCUGGGAUCACGCGGUGUCUACUACUCGGCUGGCCAGACCAGAGGAAUGGUUUCGGCAGUCAAGGUCAAGAAAGUCGUCGACACCACUGCCGCUGGAGAUACGUUUGUGGGAUAUUUUUCAACAGCACUAGCUCGACAUACGGCCAUGAAGCACGACCUGGAGAGCCUUGAUAUCGCAACAGCUGUGACCAAGGCCAACGAAGCUGCUGCCAAAUGUGUGCAAAGAGAUGGCGCCAUGGAGAGUAUUCCAUUCGGAUACGAAUAG